AUGGCAACAAAUAUAAAUGGAAUAUUGUCAUGUUGCCAAGAUUUUGGAAUUUAUUGCAUUACGUAUUUACAGAUCAAAUAUCAAAAGCUUAUGUAUUUCUGAAGUUACAGCAUUGGCAGUCUUAGCAGUUGGCAUAUGUUAAUUGAUUAGAAGAAAGAAAAUAUAUAGAUAGGCUAAAAAAAGAAAAAACAUUAUCUACAUUUUAAUUAUCUUGUGCUUAACUUGUAUAAUACAACUUAAAACUUAGGCAAUAUUUUAUUUAAUUUGGCAUAAAAAACAUUGUUGGUUUUUUACUUUUUUUAAUUAUAUCUUUAUUAUGCAUUUUUAAUCUAUAUUGUAUUUUAUUUUGCUAGAAAAACUUUGAGUAUUAGAACUUUUAAACCUCAUCAAAUUUUACAAUUGAAAAUUUAUUGUAUUUGCUUGAUUUUACUAUUUACUAUAUUUUUGAUAUGGAAUUUGUAUGAUUAUAUUACAAGUUUAUCUCAAUCCUAUUCGCUUUGUCAAAGUAUAUGUAAUCAAAUAAAUUUUGAGAAUAGAUAUUUCAUAUUAUAAGAAUGAUUGGAUUUAUAGUAAAUUUAGUUUUGAUUGCUGUUGCCCACUCUUUGAACUUAAGUAUUAAAAAGAACCUAGAAUUAAAGUCUACUAUAUUGAAAAAUUUUGUUAAUUUUGAAGAAAAUUGUAAAAAAAUUAAUCGUUAAAGAAUAAACUUUUGGUAUGAUCAUUUGCUAUAAGGGUUCUUGUUUAUGUUACAUUUUUUGGUUAAUUGUUAUACUUCAUAGAGGAUAUUUACUUCCUAGUUCAAGGGCCUACUGAGACUUGCAUUCUAUAUUUAGAUGUAUAAUAUUAAAUUAAUUAUUUCUUUAGAUUAUUUAAAGUGAAGCUCGAAUAUUUUAAUACUGUUUGUUAUUAUUAGUUGUAUUAAUUCAAGUUUAACUCCCUUUUUCAGUAACAAUUUAUGCAUUUUGGUUCUAAAAACCUAUAAUAAAACAAGAAUCUGAUGUAUUCUAUAAAAUAAUUUAGUCAAUUGAAUUUGAAGAAGAUUACUUUAGAACCAUAAAAUUAUAAUAAAAGAAUGAUUCCAAUUCAUCUGAAUAAAUAACAACAUUAAAAGAAUGA
Messenger RNA from Paramecium pentaurelia, 1116 nucleotides. The record is from the annotation of a GenBank genome assembly. NCBI's taxonomy places the organism in Eukaryota, Ciliophora, Oligohymenophorea, Peniculida, Parameciidae.